CGUUUUGUUGCAGAUUUUAUUGGUUUAUUGAAUAAAAUGGUAAAGAAUAGCAACAAAAAGUUUGCUAUGCACCCGCGUAAUGUGUUGCGGACAGCGCCGGACUAUACUAAGUUGGCCAUAAAGCAUAAAAACUUUCGCCAAGUGUGUGAACUGGAGCUCAAUGGCAAAGUAUCGCUUAAUUUUCGAAAUGAGCGCACACUGCGUGAGCUGACUAAAAUGUUGUUGCUGGAAUAUUUUGGGUUGCACGUGGAUUUCGCACCUGGCAGUUUGGUGCCCACUUUGGCCCUGCGCUUGAAUUACAUUUUGUGGCUGGAGGAUCUGUUGGCGAAUCGUAAAUUGGGCACAGUGCGGGGCAUUGACAUAGGCUGUGGCUCCUCGUGCAUCUACUCGCUUCUGGCGGCCAAGAAGAAUCAAUGGCAAAUGCUGGCACUGGAGUCGAAGCUAUCCAACAUUGAAUAUGCCCGCGAGAAUGUUAAACGCAAUGAGCUGCAGACGCUUGUGGAAGUCUAUGCACAGCCGGAUAAGCAGAGUAUCUUCAAGAGCUACUUUGAGUCAUGCAGUCAGAGAGAGAAACGCUCCUUUCAUUUCUGUCUCUGCAAUCCUCCGUUCUUCGACUCGAAUGCUCAGAAUCCCUUUGGCGGCAACACACGCAAUCCUGAGCGUCGACCUGCGCCCAACAAUGUUCGCACUGGGAGUGCGGAGGAGCUAACCUGCGCCGGCGGGGAAGUGCAGUUCGUACAACGUAUUAUCGAGGAGAGCGAAUUGUAUAAGGAUCAAGUGCUGAUUUUCACCAGCAUGCUGGGCGUCAAGGCUAAUCUGCCAAAGAUUUUAGACUCUCUCAAGGAGCGACAGAUUAGCAAUGUAAGCACCACGGAAUUCCAUCAAGGACACACAACACGCUGGGCAGUUGCCUGGACAUUUGAAAAGAUACCUUUAAAAGUAGAUACUAACUGUUAGUGCUUUGAAUGUACUAAUGUGUACUUAGUAUAUGUAUUAGAUGUAGUUAGAAUAUUUGAAUACCCAUAUGUACCCAUCUGUGGCGACACUCACACAACUGUUGCCCGCCCAUAUCGCAUUUGUAUCGCGUAUCUCGUAUCGCGUUUCGUGCCGUCAAAAAGCUUUUCUACUAAAUGGAAAUUUGCAUGUUAAAACACACUUUGUGGCCACAAACUGAACAGUUCGAGUAAACAGUCACAAAAAUAACGGAAA
This is a messenger RNA of Drosophila innubila, 1209 nucleotides long. RefSeq names its product U6 small nuclear RNA (adenine-(43)-N(6))-methyltransferase. Gene Ontology annotation, biological process: rRNA base methylation. The coding region runs from base 37 to 957 and encodes 306 amino acids. Gene Ontology annotation, molecular function: nucleic acid binding; 23S rRNA (adenine(1618)-N(6))-methyltransferase activity. The record is from RefSeq and is a predicted model, not a curated record. Gene Ontology annotation, cellular component: nucleus. The transcript is spliced from 4 exons. NCBI's taxonomy places the organism in Eukaryota, Metazoa, Arthropoda, Insecta, Diptera, Drosophilidae.